AUGGUAUAUUUCUACACAGCAAAGUCUGACGAAGGUUGUGAAUACUCUAUUGUUGUUGGGAAGGAUAAGUUCGAAAACGAUUUGCUGAUAAAAUAUGGCUACAAGGACUUGAAUUAUUACUGGUUCCAUGCAGACAAAUAUUCAAGCGGACAUGUUUACUUAAAGCUAUUUGAUGGCGAGUGCGACCUUCGUAAUGUUCCUAAAGAAGUGGUCCGUGACUGUCUACAGCUGUGCAAGUCCAAGUCAAUCCAAGGAAAUAAAUUACCGCAAUGCACGAUAUUAGCGACGCCUUGGAUAAAUCUACGGAAAAGUGGAUAUAUGAAGCCAGGCGAGGUGUCCUUCAAAUCAAUGAAGAAGAUUAACAAGUUGGAGUGCUAUGGAAGAGAAAACCAGGUAUUGAACCGACUGGACAAGACGAAAGUCGAGGUUUUUGACAACGUUGAGGAGCUACUCCACCAAGCAAAGAAGGAGAAAGAUCCGGAGUUCUUUGUAAACUUCAUUUCUCAGAACAGGGAGUUACUUGCAAUCCAAGAGCAAGAAAGAAAGUCAGCAAAAAAGGCCAAAAAACAAAAAAGCAAGACUGGGCCUGAUUUCGAAGUUUCCGGGCCGUAA
Lachancea thermotolerans CBS 6340 is the source of this 612-nucleotide messenger RNA. It is a transcript of the gene JLP2, whose product is annotated as Jlp2p. The transcript has a single exon. The coding region runs from base 1 to 612 and encodes 203 amino acids. Lineage: Eukaryota; Fungi; Ascomycota; Saccharomycetes; Saccharomycetales; Saccharomycetaceae. The record is from RefSeq and is a predicted model, not a curated record.